ACAAACAGUUACACAAUCCACCUCCUAUCUCCGGUUACCCCUACACCAACCUCUCCACUCUUACCGCCUACACCCGGUUUCCCUUUCAUCCUAUAAAUACCCCCAUCGUCAUCCAGUUUCCUAAAACACUCCACUAAUCCUAUCGCAGGUACCGGAGUUGCUACGUCACCGUCAUCUCAUACUUCAAUCUUAUCUUCACUGAAAUAGUUUUACGUCAUGGCGGAAAAAGAUGAAGCACAGGUAAACACCACUCGAGGAGCCGAUUGGGAAGUGGUGACGCUCACUGCAUCGGCGUAUGCUGCUUCACCUGGCGGGAGUAUUCCGGAGGUUAAACAUGAGGAAAAGAGUGAAGUGAUUGACAAAGAUAACACCGAAACUUCAAACGCUUUGUUCAUGUCUGGACAUUUUGUUUAUCCACCUAGGCAGAACGAGAACGCGAAAUCAGAGCCUGAAAUGACGGAGAUUUUUGAAAAUCUGGUAGCGAAAGAUGACGGUUCUGUAUCUGUUAAAGAUUUAGGUGGAGAGUUUGAAUCUAGCAUCAAGGAAGAAGAAAAUUGGGAUCUUAGGAAGCUGACUGAGAUGGGCUUUACGGAAAACACUAGUCUGAAUUUGGCGGGAAAGGAGGAGAGUAUUUAUGAUUCUCCUACGCUUCAUUCGUUACACAAUGAAGUGACUAUGGGUGCGUUAAACUUGGAUGAUGAAACGGGUGCGUUCGAUGAGUCUGUACAUUCUUCUGAUCCAGCACUGGAUUCAAACACUCAAAAUCUUCCGUCUAAAGAAGACGACCAUUUAGACAACCAUGACGGAUCCGGCUAUACUGUGUGGUUAAAGAAACAAGCUGUUUGUUUCUAUGCACACGCAAAAGAAACAAACACACUGUGGUCGGUUGUUGCUGCUGCAGCCGUAAUGGGCAUUGUAAUUAUUGGCCAUAAGUGGCACCAAGAAAAAUGGCAAGUUUUCCGUCACGAGUGGAAAUCUAGGACUCCUGAUGAGAAAAUAAGGAUGAUGGCGGGUCCGCUAGCGCGAUUCAAGUACGCGAUCAUAGGUGGUCAACAACAGCAUGAUUUUUCCAUUGGGGGAGGCAUCUAUGGGGAACUUUGAAGAUGAUGGCGAUAACAGCAUUUGAUGAUCAUGAAAAUGAUGGUACAAAAACAGAGUGAAUGUUAUAUGAGUCCCAUUUAUACGAGUGUGUGUUCUUUUUAGACAUGAAAUAAAAGUGGGACACUUGAAAUGGAAGAUGCAGAAUGAUGGAAGUGGCCAAACAAAUGAUAUUUCAUUUUGCAAUACAUAAAGUAGAAGAAGGAAACACAUGUUAAUCUUUGCUUAUUGUGGUACAUUUUUUAUGCUUGUAAUUAGUUGAUAUUUCACUUUUAUAAGAUCUUGAUUAUCCCUA
Helianthus annuus (common sunflower) is the source of this 1393-nucleotide messenger RNA. Its product is annotated as ATG8-interacting protein 2. NCBI's taxonomy places the organism in Eukaryota, Viridiplantae, Streptophyta, Magnoliopsida, Asterales, Asteraceae. The coding region runs from base 217 to 1101 and encodes 294 amino acids. The transcript is spliced from 3 exons. The record is from RefSeq and is a predicted model, not a curated record. Gene Ontology annotation, cellular component: intracellular membrane-bounded organelle.